GCAAGGAGGUGAUAAUAAUGCUUUGGCCCAAGUUUGUCAAAGUAUGUGUCUAAAAAGAAAGGCCACUGGACACAACAUGGAUGAAGAGGACAACAUAACAAACAAGAGCAGGAGAUCAAAAUCUGGCCCCAAACCUGAGAUUCAUCUGGCUUUACCACCUACAAACACUAGCAAGUCUUCCCCAAGAAGCUCUCCUUCCAAAUCGGAUGCCAUGACGGGUACAAGGCGUACUCGUUUAUCCUUCAGAAGAAUUGCUAGCAAUAGGAAAAACAAAAAGAGGGGUUCAACUCAGGGGAAUGGCUUCAUGUCACUACUCGAAGUGGAAAUUAAGGAAGCUGAAUCUUGUAAGGAGCAAAUUAAAGAAAGUGAUCUUCAAAUCAGCAUGUCCCAAUAG
Messenger RNA from Ilex paraguariensis (yerba mate), 394 nucleotides. The record is from the annotation of a GenBank genome assembly. NCBI's taxonomy places the organism in Eukaryota, Viridiplantae, Streptophyta, Magnoliopsida, Aquifoliales, Aquifoliaceae.